Molecule: messenger RNA, 2922 nt
Organism: Cladocopium goreaui
Lineage: Eukaryota; Dinophyceae; Suessiales; Symbiodiniaceae
Source: the annotation of a GenBank genome assembly
AUGAAAAUUCUGAAUUUGAACCCAGUGCACUCCGGGUACCAGAGCGAGGUACGUCCCGCACUCUGUGAGUACUUGUUUCGCAAUGGUUCGUUAGACGAUGCCUUGGGUGUCCUUGAUGGUUUUGAUGCCGCGAUGGACGAACCCUUCAUGCUAAUGUACGAAGAGAUCAUGGCAGCAUUUCCUGAGGCAAAGUUUGCACUGACCAUCUCUGAUGCAGAGAGCUGGUUUGAUAACUAUGUGGAGAUGGAGCGUUUUCUCGCUACAUACCACAGCCAGGCCCUACAUGAGAAAUAUGGUGCUUUACCUCCCGAGUGUAAAGCUUUGACUUUCUGGGGCUGCUGGUUCUUGAACUCCACUCAAGAAGACAAGGACAUUUGCUUGCGAAACUAUCGCCGCCACAACCAGCGAGUGCAAGAAAUCAUUCCGCCUGAGCGCUUGCUCGUGUACAACUGGAAGCCCCGCAGCCUGCGCAGCUCCCGCGAGUCGGAGCUGGAGGCGAAGUUUGUACUGACCAUCUCUGAUGCAGAGAGCUGGUUUGAUAACUUUGUGGAGCUGAUGCGUCCAUACCAAAAUGUGACUGACGAAUGCACAGCAAUGAGAUCCUGGGGCUGCAUUUUCGCGAACCCCACCCAAGAAGACAGGGACAUUUGCUUGCGAAACUAUCAUCGGCACAACCAGCGAGUGCAAGAAAUCAUUCCGCCUGAGCGCUUGCUAGUGUACAACUGGUCGGAUGGAUGGGCCCCACUUGCACAUUUUUUGGAUGUGGCCAUUCCAGCUGAAACCUUCCCCCACGAAGAUUUUUGGAGGUGCCCCGGCAUGGCCACGCCGAACGGCGGGCCUUGGUGCUUUGCCAAGAUGGGAAGAGAUGAAGAGAUGGAGCACUUGCCGAUGGCGGAGAUGGAGGGAAUGGAGGGAAUGGAGGAGAUGGAGGAGAUGGAGGAGAUGGAGAAGAUGGAGGAGAUGGAGGAGAUGGAGGAGAUGGAGGAGAUGGAGGAGAUGGAGCAGGCGAACCACAACCGGCAAGGAGAAGCCCGCAAGGCAGGUGCACUCUCUUCAAUGAAGCAGCGGCAACUUGUUCGGCAGAGCCUGCAUUUUAAUAAGACGGGCCACGCCCGCACUUUGGAUCAUCAGCUGCCAGGCCAAGACUUCAAGAGGCGCAAGCCCACAGGCAAAGGGAAAUGGAAGACCUGGACGCCGGAGGCCGUCCUCAGGGUUGGUUUUGGACAUGAGACGGCAACUUGCAGACAGUUGGCAAAUGAGGUGGAGGGAGCAUCAGCCAGCCAAGCACGAGCUGCACGCUUUGCCUGCGCCGCAGCGGUAUGCAAGUCGCAAGCUGAAAGCUGUCAGCAUGUCGUGACAGAGUCGCAGAAUAUCUUGGCGCCAAUGAAUUCCGCGACGAUGUGGAAGACCUUGGCAGAGCAUCCUGGAGGCCUCGGGCCUUGUGAUGUGGCAGCGUGCCAUGUUUGCACCCUGACUACCUGUGAUGCUCAUGCUGCCAACAUCAAGCUUCUAAAGCACUUGGACACGACCCUUGGAGUUGACCACUUGUUUCUGCCCACGCUUUGCACGCAACAUCGCGACGGAAAUGUCGUGGAGCAGCUAACUCAAUUGCUUGGCAAUUUGUCUGGGUGCUUCUGCGUUUCCCGGGUGUUGAACUCACGGCACGCUGUGCAAGCUUUGCGCCGAAAGACGCGCGCCGCGCUGGAUCAACACUUGGUGGUGUUGGCUUCUGAACCCCCUGGCAUCCAGGCUGAGUGGGCUGAAGUGCGCUCUCGGACCACAGAAUUCAUGAAGAUGGUUGCAAUGUUUGAUGCAGCCUCCAAAGAUCAUUGUGGCGAUGAUCCUCCGCACGCCGCCGGCGCUGAUCCGAUCGCCGCUGGCGUUGCCCAAGGUGAACUCCCAGACGGCUCGGCCCAGCUUUUGAACUUUUUCAACGGGCCGUGGACAGGUUCUGCAGGGCCGCUGGCCGGGUCCAAGGAGUCUGUGCAGGGGCCGCUGGCCGCAUCAGCCCCCGCGACGCCCGACGAGCAAGCCAAGUUGCUGCUGCAGCAGCGACGGGCGAACACUUUGUUCGCCGACUGGAUGCAUUCCCUUGCGCCUGCAGAUGCCCGCAGGGCGGUGUUGAAAAGGGCAGACUCCUUGGCCAGCACUUGCACGAGGGAUCAGAUUUCCCAGCUGAGCGCUAUUCUGGUGAGUGACUCGUACGGCGGCGACGCCACUGCAGAGAUGGUGUUCAAGGUCCGCGAGGCCUACAACACCCGGCAUCCCAUGCACCUUCUCUUGACCACGCCUCGCCAGGGUGAAAUUUGGAUUGGCUCCAUUCACGCCGCAGGCGAUGUUGAGGUUUUGCGGAAGAAUGGCAUCACUGCCAUGGUUUCUUGCGCCUCCAACGUCCCUGUUGCGCGGACCCAGAACGUGAAGUUCUUAGGCGUCUACGACGGGACAGCAAUUGCCAAGGGCAACAUGAAAUGGUACCACGUCACGGCCAUGAUGGACGCUGUCCUGAAGGAGGUUGAGAACGGCGGCCGGGUGCUCUUCAGCUGCAAGAAUGCUGCGCACAGAUCGGCGGAGGUCUCCGGAUUGGAGCUGUGUUUUCUGACUGGCGAGGAGCCUGACACAGUGAUGAAUCACAUUCGCACCAUUCGGGAGAUGUGCGAUUUUGAUUCGGUUCAUCCUGGCGACAAACGCACAUGCUUCAACUUGCCGAUCCUGACGCCGCGCCAGUUCUUGCGCUCAAAGGCUGCUGACCUGGCGGCUGCCCACGACCUUCUGGAGCCUUCGGAGAAGAUGCGGCUCAAUGUGGUCAUGUCCCCGUCUGAGUACGAAGCCUUUGCAGCCAUCAACGGCGUGAGCUUUCCGGACCAGGGUUUCAAGUUCAUUGCGCUUUUUCUUUUCUCUUUAAGCAGAGUUGCAAGGCCUUGA